UAGCUUAGCCCUUACGGCUUCUUCCAUUUUACCGGUGGAGAAAGGAAAGGGAGGGAGACACCAGAAGACGGACUCUGUUAUUGCUGCGUUUCCCCCCUCUCCUCUAAUCGCUCUUAUCCCCCAUUUCCUUUAUCUAUCAAGGGAAAAGGAAAUCUGCGAUCAAAAGGUACUCCUGAUGGAUUUCAAAUCGGUUUAUAAUAGUUUGCUGGAGGUUUUUCCUGAGAUAGACACACGUGUCCUAAGAGCUGUAGCCAUUGAGCAUUCUAAGGACGCAACCACAGCUGUGGAAGCUGUUCUCACUGAGAUAAUACCUUAUUUGACCAAGAAGAAUAUUUCAUCUGGCUUUCCUUCUGGUGUGGAGCAACGUCCAAAUCUGCCUACUCUUGGGGAUGAUAGAAAUUUAGUUGAGCUCCCAAGCUUUGCUGCAACUGCUAAUGCAUCAGAUGGAUCUUCCAAUAUUUGUGCUAUAGGUGAUUCGAGUAAAUCAUAUGUUGAAGAUGUGGUUGUAGAAUCAGUUUCAUCGGGAACACAAGAAGAAAGCUUUGGCACACCUAUAUCAUCAGUAGUCAAUUGUAGUUUGUUUCAUGAAAACAGUGUCGAGUCUGAUCUGAAAGACUUCAACACUUCUAGUGAUAAUGGAAGUGAGAAAGGUAAUCAAUGCAUUGAUAGGCAAGAUUUUGGUGAACUGUCUGUGAUGGAUGUCCAAGAAGAUAUUUUAGAUAAUUCACAUUCAGAUUCCAAUCAGUUGAAGAAUCCCAUGUCUGGUGAGCCACAAGUGCCUGCUCAGGAAUUCACACCAGACACUUCAACAGAAAAUUGUCUGGAAGAGCCAACUAGGUGUGAUGAUUUUGAGGAAUCACAAAAAAUCAAUUCAUCUAAUGAGAAUGAGGAAUUCACACCAGACACUUCAACAGAAAAUUGUCUGGAAGAGCCAACUAGGUGUGAUGAUUUUGAGGAAUCACAAAAAAUCAAUUCAUCUAAUGAGAAUGAGGAAUCACAAAAAAUCAAUUCAUCUAAUGAGAAUGAGGAAUCACAAAAAGUCAAUUCAUCUAAUGAGAAUGAGGAAUCACAACCAAUUGUUGCUUCUGCUGGAGAUGCAACAAUUAGUGAAGUGGCUGAUUUUGAGAGUGAACAUUCCUUGAAUACUGUUGUUACACGUUCUGGCCAACUUUGCAGAAUUGAUAUGCUUGAGGAUAUCAUUGAAGAUGCAAAAGAUAACAAGAAAACUUUGUUUACAUCAAUGGAGAUUGUAAUUGGCUUGAUGAAAGAAGUAGAGCUUCAAGAACAAGCUGCAGAUUGUGCCAGGAAAGAAGCUGCAAAGGGAGGCUUGGAUAUUCUCACCAGGGUUGAUGAACUUAAGGAAAUGUUGCUGCACGCAAAGGAAGCAAAUGAGAUGCAUGCUGGAGAAGUUUAUGGAGAAAGAGCCAUCUUAGCUACUGAAGUGAAGGAGCUUCAAUCUCGUCUUUUCAACUUGUCUGAUGAAAGGGACAAUUCUCUUAAUGUUUUAAACGAGAUGCGUGAAGCAUUGGAGCAGCGUUCUUUAGAAGCUGAAAGAGCGAUAAAUACAGCUAAGAAUGAAAAGCUGGUAAAAGAAAAUGUUGCGAGAAGAGCUCUUACUGAGCAAGAGCUCGUAAUGGAGAAGGUGGUGGAAGAGUCUAGGAUACUGAAGCAGGAAGCCGAAGAGAACACCAAGUUGAGUGAAUUUCUCAUGGACCGUGGUCGUGUUGUUGACACGUUGCAAGGAGAGAUAUCAGUGAUAUGUAAGGAUGUAAAAGUGCUGAAACAGAAGUUUGAUGAGAGGCUUCCACUAUGCAAAUCUCUCUGUACAAGCCAGACAAGCUGUCUUUUGGCUUCUUCGAACUCGUCUCUGAAGGGGGGCAGCACCAUUUCACCUGAAGAGAAUACAGUCCCAAGAGUUGGAAUUGCUUCUGAGGAUAGUCCUUCAUCUCCUGUGGAAGAAAAGAUAGCCCCCUCUGGUAGCGAAGUAGACUCUCUUGUGGAGGACGGUUGGGAUUUCUUUGAUAACCACGAGCUUGAACUUCCGUGUGAUGGUUUUUAAGAUCUCGAGAGGAUUGGAACUUUUUGUUUGCUUAUGUUGGGUUGGUUAAUAAUAAAUAAAAGCUUUUCAUCAGCUAGCUUGUUGGUGUGUGGUAUUGUUGUAUAGCACACUUAGUAGAGACGAAUUAACUAAAAGUUAAAACAUAUAUUGUUUUUGAAGCAAGUUUUGUUAUCUUCUUCUGUACA
This is a messenger RNA of Impatiens glandulifera, 2244 nucleotides long. RefSeq lists its product as uncharacterized. Gene Ontology annotation, molecular function: ubiquitin binding. Lineage: Eukaryota; Viridiplantae; Streptophyta; Magnoliopsida; Ericales; Balsaminaceae. The coding region runs from base 176 to 2059 and encodes 627 amino acids. The transcript has 10 exons. The record is from RefSeq and is a predicted model, not a curated record.